Molecule: messenger RNA, 2473 nt
Organism: Nothoprocta perdicaria
Lineage: Eukaryota; Metazoa; Chordata; Aves; Tinamiformes; Tinamidae
Gene: FAM161B
Product: FAM161B, centrosomal protein
Exons: 7
Coding region: 22-1554 (510 amino acids)
Biological process (GO): cilium organization
Cellular component (GO): cilium
Source: RefSeq, a predicted model, not a curated record
UUUCCUUAUUUCCCAUUGAAAAUGUCUUUUUCCAGUCAUACAUUUGGUAACAAAAGACAGUCCAGUUCUCUGACUGACCUCUCACUGGACAGCGCUUGGGAUGAGCAGAGGACUCCCUCGCUCCCGAAAUCCCGCGGGAAGCCCAAGAGCGCCUCGGCUCCCUGGCUCCGCUCCGGCACCGUCCCGCGGCCCUUCGCAAUGACCCUGCGCGAGGCCCGCAGCAAGGCCCAGCUCCUCAGGACCCUGGCGCUGCUGGAACUAGACAGAGAGCGGCACAAAAGGCCAAGCCAGGACGAAGCAGAAUGCCAGAAGCGGUUCCGGGCGCAGCCUGUGCCUGCCCACGUGUUCCUGCCUCUCUACCACGAGAUAAUGGCCCGGAAUGAGAUUCGCAGGCAAAUCGCCACGCAGAAGAGAAAGGAGCUGCUGCUCUCCAGUCUGCGGCCCUUCAGCUUCCUGGAGAAGGAGGAGAGGAAGAAGGAGGCGAUCCGACAGAAGUUCCUGGCAGCAGCAAGCCCAAAGGAGAGCUCCAAGCACAAGCAAGUCACUAGAGAAGUCCCCAAGUCCACGUACGGCCCUCCUCUUGGAGAUAAACUCAAAGAAGCUGAACUCCUCAGAGAAAUCCGCAUUCAGAUGAGAGCCAAGGACUUGCUAGAAAGCUCCGUAGCUCCCAUUGAUCCUAAUAACUGUAGGAGGGAACCUCGCUCCCGAACGGCCACCAGAACUAAGCAAGAGCGGCUCGGCUUCCUGCAGGACAAGAGCUUCAGCUUCAAACCAAGGAUUAACCCGACAGUGCCCGACUUUGAAGGGCUUUACCGGGCCUUUCAGCGGGAUGCAAUAAGGAGAUGUGAAACCAAAGAGGCAACUCGUACUAAGCCCUUUAAACUGCGGACGUCCAAUCUCCGCUGCAGGCAGAGGCAGGCUAAUGAAAGGACAAAGGGCUCGCAGCAACUUUCCAACGUUUCCAUGCAGAAAAGUCAUUCCCUGACUGGAGUUUCCUCUCUCUCUUCCAAUACCCUUCCGGUGCAUAUUACAGAUGCCACAAGAAAAAGAGAAUCUGCUAUUAGAUAUUCCCAAGACAACAAAAAGGAGAGGGACAAAGAAGGAAAUAAUUGGCUGGAGAAACACAAAAAGAAGUGCCAAGCUCUCCAUAAGUCUGUGAAUAGCCGAGCAAAAGCCCUGGAUCCGCAUGCAAGUUUGGAGGAAGCACAAAAAGAGAAGGCAAAACAGAACUGGCAAAAUAUCACUGAAAGAACAAAGGAAUAUAGAAAGGAGCUGGAAGAAAUGCAGCUGCGAGUCAAGAACAGACCAUACCUUUUUGAACAGGUCACCAAGCACGGUGCUCGUCAAGAGGCAGAGCGGCACUACAGACAGACCCUGCAGCAGCUGGGGCUAAGCGAAGAAUUCAUAAGGAAGAAAGGAAAAGCUGCCCCUGACUUUCUGGAAGAAGAUUCUAACAUUCACAGAGUCCCAGAGCCUCCGAGCGAGGAGGACAACUGUACUGCAGAGGAAGGAGAGCUUCAAGAGGAACAGAGAAGAAAGGAGAUGCCAACAUAAGACCUAGCAGAGGACUCCACUGCUCAUCUCUUGGUUAUUUUUUUUAAGUCAAGGUUCUCAGGUUAAUCCUUAGGAACAUACUGUUCUAGGACAACACCUAAGAAUUGCUGUAUGGUGAGAGGCAAGAACUUAAUUAACUCUCCAUUAGAGCACUUCCUGUGCAACCCAGCUGACUCAGCAGCCUCCCUCACAAGGGAUCCUCAUGGGAGCUAUUGCCUGGCUUUCAAGAGACUGCCUGAAAUGGAAGGAAAGUUAAAAACAUUCAAGCACUAGCUCUGUGUAAAGCAGAUAUUAAAAACUGAAGAGAUGCACCCUCUAUCAUCAGCUCCUUGUGGUCAUGCACAGAAGCCUAGAGAAGGGCCAAAAUUCCUUUCACUGUGCUAAAACCUGGUUUACUCAUGUAUAUGUUAGAACAAAUGCAAACAAGAUAUUUCUACAGAGUAACAGGAUGAGGCUAACCUCAUAACAAGAGUCAGAGAGAAGUUCUUCUCUGGCAUGUUACCUCUCCACUUACUAAUUGGCAGUUCUACCCCUUCCUCCUCCUAGGAAGGCACAAUGUCCUUUUUAUAUUAAUGUAUCUGUCCUAUUCUGCUUUUUAAAACUCAGUUUUAAAUCCCUAUCAUGUUUUUAAUUUGACCUGAAAACACAAACAAACAAAAAAGCUAAAACAUAUGAAGGUAGUUGUAACUGAAUGGUGUGUCAGUUUGGAUUGUUAUUGUCUUAAUUCUUUUAGUACUGGUCAAGUAAAGAUGCACUUUGGUGGAUGCAAGAUUAGGUAKGACCUGUCAUAGUGUUGCCCUCUGAUGCCUGGAGUCCCUUAAAUGGUAUAGCUGAGGUAACAGAGACCAUCCCUUACCUGGUAUCAACUAAUAAGAUUCUCCAAAAUACAAGCUCCUACUACUGAGAUGUUUUCUGAGUA